CGGGAGCUUCAGGCGCAGGCCGACCUCGACGAUUCGGGUAUCUCCGCAGGUAUUUCGAGGACGAGCGCUCACUACGCAACUGUUGCUCCUUUCAAUACUUUGCGCUGCAGUCUUAACUCCCACCCCAGAUACCCCAAAACUCCAUCACCGCGUUCAUCACCGCCGUCUGGCCCUCCCGGUGAACUGUUCGGGGGGGUUAUCGGCGCUCGGGAGCAUAAGCUCGAAGACGAGCUUGCCCAAGGGGGCUCUGGAAUGGGUCACGAUAACAACUAUUGUGAACUCUGGUACAGUGGUGAAGACGACAACAAGGAAGACGCAAACGAUGAGCACAUUGACUUCUAUCUCGACGAUGACUCCAUUUCCGUCUCCGAACGAACUCGUCCCUUGACCUAUGUCUCGCCAAAAAGAUCGCACGACAACUCCAACUCCAACUCCUCGUCUCCACAAACGGCCUCGCCCCCGGGCCCUCGCAAAGUAUAUGCAUUACCAGCCAUCCCGCCCGUAUCACCUCUGCGCUUCACCGAGCUUGGUUUCCUGGCUGACCCAGCGGAAUAUUCACACAGGUUUUCCGGUCUUGUCGACGGGCAAUGCGACGCGUUUCCCUCCGAACAUUCCGAGAUGACUGCGGAGAAGGCAUCGGAGCGCGACCCGGACGGGGAUUUGUUCGGCCCCGCUUAUCGGGGGUCAUCGGGGAUCGCCCCAUAUAUGGGGCCGGACAUUCGGGCUGUUGCGCCGCCACGUCCGGCGCGUGUUCCGGUACGCUGCUUUACUCACGGUGUCAAGAAACAGAAUGGCUGUCAAAGGUGCGAGGUGGUCACAUUUUGGGAGAUUGGUCUGAAGCCUGGAGAGCAUAUGGGCUCUCCUGCGCCCGAGCCCGAGCAGUUUUGAGGUAAGGUUUGGGUUGCACUCAAGGUAAGUGAUAACAUGUCUCCAUGUCGCAAGAAGUGAGGCCAUGUGGGAUUGUUAUAUUUGAUGGUGGCUGGUAUUUUCUUGAGAAUCGAACCAACAUUUUUC
This is a messenger RNA of Colletotrichum navitas, 1014 nucleotides long. RefSeq lists its product as uncharacterized. NCBI's taxonomy places the organism in Eukaryota, Fungi, Ascomycota, Sordariomycetes, Glomerellales, Glomerellaceae. The record is from RefSeq and is a predicted model, not a curated record. The transcript has a single exon. The coding region runs from base 253 to 888 and encodes 211 amino acids.